AUGCCCCACCACGUGACCGCACAGAAAUUCGAAAACCUACCGCAGCACAAAUUUAGCGAACCUCCUUCCCACGACCCUCGGACAAGCAAGUUUGCAACGACAAGCCGGUCAAAGUUGCCCAUCAUGUCUCUCGUAUCGGGCGAGAAGAGCAACUUCAACCACAUUCUGCGUCUGCUCAACACCAACGUUGACGGCAAGCAGAAGGUCGUUUACUCCUUGACCAAGAUCAAGGGUGUCGGUCGCCGUUACUCCAACCUGGUGUGCAAGAAGGCCGAUGUCGACCUGAACAAGCGUGCCGGUGAGCUCACCUCUGAAGAGCUGGAGCGCCUGGUCACCAUCAUCCAGAACCCCACCGCCUACAAGAUCCCCGGGUGGUUCCUGAACAGGCAGCGCGACAUCAUCGAUGGCAAGGACUCUCAGAUCCUGGCCAACGGCGUCGACUCUAAGCUCCGUGAUGACUUGGAGAGGCUGAAGAAGAUCCGGGCCCACCGUGGUCUCCGUCACUACUGGGGUCUCCGUGUGCGUGGUCAGCACACCAAGACGACCGGUCGCCGUGGCCGGACCGUCGGUGUGUCCAAGAAGAAGGGUGGUUAA
Messenger RNA from Dichotomopilus funicola, 594 nucleotides. RefSeq names its product ribosomal protein S13/S18-domain-containing protein. The transcript has 4 exons. Gene Ontology annotation, cellular component: cytosol; small ribosomal subunit; ribosome. Bases 1 to 594 code for a protein of 197 amino acids. The record is from RefSeq and is a predicted model, not a curated record. Lineage: Eukaryota; Fungi; Ascomycota; Sordariomycetes; Sordariales; Chaetomiaceae. Gene Ontology annotation, biological process: translation. Gene Ontology annotation, molecular function: structural constituent of ribosome; RNA binding.